Messenger RNA from Linnemannia hyalina, 465 nucleotides. The record is from the annotation of a GenBank genome assembly. NCBI's taxonomy places the organism in Eukaryota, Fungi, Mortierellomycota, Mortierellomycetes, Mortierellales, Mortierellaceae.
AUGGGAUCUUCACAGUCAAAGGGCGACGCACCACCCAUGGUCUUUGUCAACGAGGAGGACCCUGUCCCCGUCAGGGUCUCAUCCGCGUUCGUUAACCAGAUCUCGGCCAGCCAGACGGCCGCAGGAAGCCCCGAGGAUAUUGAGAGAGAGGUCCGUCAGCGUGUCCAAGCCGAGCUGGCCAAGAUUCAGGCCGAGAAGGAUGCCGCUAUUGAUUCAACCUUUGUCAAUUACAAGUCCAGCACAAACGCCAACGCUGUCAUGACAGCGCAGGAGAUGGAGCAUUUGGCGAGAAAGACUCCUGCAAAACAGGUCAAGGUCCUCCCUGAGGAGAUCACCAAGGCUCAAGAUGCUCUUGUUCAAUGCUACAGAAAAAACCAGGACCGCUCGUUGGACUGCUGGGCUGAGGUCCAGGAGUUCAAGGAGCUCGUCCAGAAGGCCCAGAACGCCUUCAUUGCUACCGCUUGA